AUGGCCGAUUUUGCAGCCCGAAGACGCGAGAACAUUGAGAAUAAUGCACUUCUUCUCAAGGACAUCAAGCCUAUAAUACCAAAGACUGAAAAUUCACUGCCAAAAGCCAAGAGCAGUAACAAAAACAAUAAACGAAAAGCAGAAACACCGCGCGCCCCUACGCGACAGUCAAGGCGCAUAGCAGAGGCUGUAUCAAAACCAGUAUAUGAUGACGACAAUGACGAUCAAGUCAGUGUUUCCUCGUCGCGAAGAGGUGCUCCCCGUGUGAAGAAAGCUUCAAAACCUCAACAAGCCCUUUCGGCAUCGGAUUCAGAAACUGAGUCGAGUAAAGAGCCUUCCAAGGACGUCGAGGCUAUAAUAGCCGGGUGGACAGCAUGGGAGCCCGAGGGUGACGAUCCUGUUCGUGACGUCAACGGAACAAUUCGCUUUGAGUCACACCCCGACUUUCGACCGAAUAAAUCGCCCGAGGAAAUCAUUCGCGAAGGAAGCUUUGGCGGAUCAUACUGGAGGCCAUUACGCUCAAAGCGCUUGGGCAUCACGGUACAAGACGACUGGAGAGAGCUUCCAGCCUCAUGGACAACCGGUCUAGACGUGGAUACGUAUCUCACCAGCACCACAUACGACCCCGAGAUUAACAAAUAUGGCGUCCAGUGCGGACAAAGUAUUGAAGAGUGGGAGGCAGCUGGAUGGAUAGCCCAUGAGUACGAUGUUCGUGGUUGGUUCCAGUGGUACUGUCGCUUUUGGAUGGGCCGUCGCUGCGCUGAUGACGAGCGGCAAAUAAGUCGCUGGAAGAAAUGUGUCGGAGAAACUGGGCGCUGGAGGAGAAUAUUGCUUAAGAAAUAUGUGGCUCUUGGGAUACGGAGUGUGUUUGCUGAUGAUGGGGAGGACGAAGACGCGCCGGAUGUCAGUCCUGUGGUGCACCAGACAUGUCACCAUUGGGCAUAUGAGGUUCGGCAGGAUGCAUUAGAUCGAUUCUGGACGGAUGGAAAAUAA
Molecule: messenger RNA, 993 nt
Organism: Fusarium coffeatum
Lineage: Eukaryota; Fungi; Ascomycota; Sordariomycetes; Hypocreales; Nectriaceae
Exons: 1
Coding region: 1-993 (330 amino acids)
Source: RefSeq, a predicted model, not a curated record